Molecule: messenger RNA, 793 nt
Organism: Tupaia belangeri chinensis (Chinese tree shrew)
Lineage: Eukaryota; Metazoa; Chordata; Mammalia; Scandentia; Tupaiidae
Gene: NUDT19
Product: nudix hydrolase 19
Exons: 3
Cellular component (GO): mitochondrion
Molecular function (GO): hydrolase activity, acting on acid anhydrides, in phosphorus-containing anhydrides
Source: RefSeq, a predicted model, not a curated record
GGGCGCUCCCCCGCCGCCUCGGUGUCCGAGCGGCCCGCGCCCGAUCCCGGCGACACACUCGAGCCGCCGCCUGGUCUGGACGCCUGGCGCGCCCGCGUCCGCCGCGACCCGCGCGACUUCCUGCGCCUGUGCGCGCACCUCGACUGCACGCCGGACAUCUGGGCGCUGCACGACUGGAGCGCCUGGCUCACGCCGUUCACGCGCGGCGGCCGCCGCCGCUACGACACCACCUUCUUCCUGUGCUGCCUGCGCCAGCCGCCGCCCGUGCACCCCGACCUGGCCGAGGUGGUGGGCUGCCAGUGGUCUUCUCCAUCAGAAACGACGGAAAGUUUCAUAUCAAAAGAAAUAUGGUUGGCACCUCCACAGUUCUACGAAAUAAGAAGACUUGAAAAUUUUGCCUCUCUUUCUGACUUGUAUAAAUUUUGUUUGGGACGUGGAUUAGAAGGUGCAGAAAGAUGGAUGCCGAUCACAUUGUUAACUGCUGAUGGGAUGAUUCAGCUUUUACCAGGAGAUGAGCUGUACUUGGAAGAUUCAGAUUUUUUAAACAAGCUUUUGUCUACGGAAAAAAAGAACGAAGAAGUCAUGAAAGAAGGCAGUAAAUUUCACCGAGUAGUGAUAUACAACCGCCAUCUUUAUCACAUCCACGUGACUGUUGAGUCACAGAAUAAGCACAUUUAUCCCAAGAGCUAUGUGUUAAGUAAGAGCCAUCUGUAGGGUGCUGCUUAUUUGUAAGCUGGCCUAAUUGAGUAUCCUAACUAACAAGCAGGGUUGACUAAACUUGCCUGAAACUGUG